Molecule: messenger RNA, 220 nt
Organism: Dentiscutata erythropus
Lineage: Eukaryota; Fungi; Glomeromycota; Glomeromycetes; Diversisporales; Gigasporaceae
Source: the annotation of a GenBank genome assembly
AAUGCGAUCAAAGGAAUUAAAGGGACUUCUAUUGCAAAUCUGAAUCCUAUUUGGGACAGAGGUAGUGCACAGGAUAUUUCUGGUAUAGGUGAAUGGAAAAUUUUUACUAUAGCAGAAUUAGAUAAAUUUCGCAAAAAAGACAUUCAUAAGCCCAUACCACAAGUAUCGACACAUACUACACCUUCAUCAGAAUGGAAAAUGCUAAUGCCGAAUUCAUCAC